AUGCAUUAUCUACAUCCACUUCCGAUUUCUAUUUUACCUGAUGAUUCAGAAGAGAAGCGAAAAUAUAUAAUUAGGUUAAUACUAGAGCAGUUUCCUUCUCCAUAUUUAAGCGAUAGUAGUGAACGUAGUGAGCGAUUUGAUCUUAAUAGUUUAACACUCUGCUCACUAUGUAAUGGAGAUCACAAAGAAGAAAGUUUAUGGAAUAAUAUAAGAGAUGAAUGGGGUGAUAGUGACUAUUGCAGAGAAUGA
Funneliformis mosseae is the source of this 249-nucleotide messenger RNA. NCBI's taxonomy places the organism in Eukaryota, Fungi, Glomeromycota, Glomeromycetes, Glomerales, Glomeraceae. The record is from the annotation of a GenBank genome assembly.